This is a messenger RNA of Phaedon cochleariae (mustard beetle), 813 nucleotides long. NCBI's taxonomy places the organism in Eukaryota, Metazoa, Arthropoda, Insecta, Coleoptera, Chrysomelidae. The record is from the annotation of a GenBank genome assembly.
AUGAUGAGACCCCAGGAAGCCUAUGAUGAAGACUGCGUGAGAAGCAUAAUUGAUGACGUCACUCAAUCAUCUGUGAUGCGCUUAGACUCAAUCAGCUUAUCAAAAUUGUGGGACCUCAUAACGAUGGUAUUCAAAUGGCAGGUCGCCAUGACAGAUAAUAUCAUUGGCCUGACAUUGCGUCAUCUUUAUGAAAUAGAAACCCACGUAACGAAUCCUGUUGCACAUCAACAGUUACAGAAGGUUCAAAACCUGAUAGAGAACUUCGACAAAAUAUUCGACCCGGACGAAAAGAGAACUUUACACAGUGAAGUCACUAAGUGGCUGAAGAAUUACAAUGUCAAAGUAUCGCUGCUCUUGAGGAUGGGUUUGCAGACCAUGGAUGGGAGUUUUGUACAGGAGAAUUUGAAUCCAAGUGCUGCUGAUAUGUUGAGGAAUUUGGGCGAGAAUAUCUAUCAAGUCACACAGAAUGGCAGAAUACUAGAAAAUACUGAGGACCCAAAUGCCAACUAUGCAGCUCAAAUGUCAACUGUUAAUGAGGUAAAAGAUUUUGCAGAAGAGAUACUAGGAGAAAGAGGAACAAACGAGAACAGCGAAGCAAAUAGAAAUGUUUUCAAGUUGACUAUAAGUAGGGAGAUUGAAAACAAUGAUGGCGUUAACGGUAACAAGAUACUUUUUGACAAUGUUGACGUUGACAUCGUUGGAGAAACAUUUGAGGAUUUGUUGAGAGAUAUUUCGAUAAAUGAAGAUGGGAACAACGAAGAAAAAACUUUACAAGAUGAGCUCAUGAACAUGAUAGUGGGGAACGACAACUGA